GAAAAUUGCAGCAUGGCGGAUGCUGAUUCUCUGUAUGACAUGAGCUCGGAUCAAGAGCAAGAUCUGAGCGCUGCAGAUGCAGAUGUUGAAGAAGACGAAGUGUCUGAACAUGGCAGAUUAGAUGUAGCAUCCAGGAAGAAACACAAAAAAUAUUUAAAGAAAAGAAAGCAUAAGGAUAUAGAAAGAUCAAGUGGGGAUUCUGAUGGUCAGAUGAUGAAUGAUGAUGAAGAAACACAUAUCCCUAAUGCCAAUAGAUUGCCUGUCAUCACAAGCAAAUCGGAUCAAACUUCAGGAAUGGAGGCCGAUUCAGAGAGUCAAGGAUCAGGAUCUAAAGGAUCAGAAGAAGGAAAGAGAGAUAUAGAGAAUGAUGCAGUUCUUAUGAAUGCUGGAGCAUCUGGUCCUAUUUCAGAAAAUGCACCUGAUCCGUCAACUUUGAAACUUCAAAGAAUCCAGAAAGCAGUAGAAUUAUUGACUCUUUCCUCACAAGGAGCACCAAAAAGUAUGGAAGAGGCAAGCAAGAAGAGGUACCAGUUUUGGGAAACACAACCUGUUCCUAAAAUAAAUGAGAAAAUCCAGGCCUCAGAAAACCAAGAGAUUGAAAUUGACAAACCACAUGAGGAAAUCCGACAGGAUCCUUACUCAUUACCAGGAGGUUUCCAGUGGGAUACUCUAGAUCUCAACGAUCCUUUAAUUUUAAAAGAGCUGUACACAUUACUGAAUGAAAAUUAUGUAGAAGAUGACGACAACAUGUUUAGAUUUGAUUACUCACCAGAAUUCUUACAAUGGGCAUUACAGCCACCUGGUUGGAGAAAAGAUUGGCAUUGUGGUGUACGAGCUAUGAAGAGUGCAAAACUUGUAGGAUUUAUCAGUGCUGUUCCAGCAAAUAUUAAAAUAUAUGAAAGAACAAAACAUUUAGUAGAAAUCAAUUUUUUGUGUGUUCACAAGAAGUUACGAUCAAAAAGAGUGGCGCCAGUGUUGAUUAGAGAGAUUACAAGACGUGUACAUACACAUGGGUUAUUUCAAGCUGUUUACACAGCUGGUGUAGUAUUACCAAAACCUGUGGCAUGUUGUAGAUAUUGGCAUAGAUCAUUAAAUCCUAGGAAAUUAAUUGAAGUCAAAUUUUCACAUUUAAGUAGGAAUAUGACAAUGCAAAGAACAUUAAAGCUUUACAAGUUACCUGAUGCACCCAAAACUCCAGGUUUUAGGAAGUUCACACCUACAGAUGUUCCGGAAGCUUAUAAAUGUUUGAAAAAAUAUUUACUGAAGUUUGAUUUGGCACCUUUAUUUACAGAAGAAGAAUUUAGACAUUGGUUUAUACCACGACCUGGAAUAAUUGAUUCUUUUGUAGUUGAGAGAAAUGGGGAGGUGACAGACUUUGUUAGUUUUUAUACUCUACCGUCUACUGUAGUCCACCAUCCUGUUCAUAAGACGUUGAAAGCUGCCUACUCAUUUUAUAAUGUCAGUGGUAAGACACCAUGGUAUGACCUGAUGCAGGACGCUCUUAUAAUAGCUAAGACAAUGGGGUUUGAUGUUUUUAAUGCCUUAGAUUUAAUGGAUAACAAACAGUUUUUAGAGAAGUUAAAGUUUGGAAUCGGAGAUGGAAACUUACAAUACUAUUUAUAUAACUGGAAAUGUCCUCAGAUGAAUCCAGAAAAGAUUGGUCUAGUUCUUCAUUAACAUUAACCAGAAGAACUCAUAUGUCCUGUGAUUUAGAACUUUAAAACAUGAACUCCUGAAGUAGAUCUGAUUUACUUGCAGAAUCAAACCAGUUGUGCAUUUCAUUGCUUCAAAAUACAUGUGAAAGAAAAGGUGAAAGAGGAGAUACGAAAAAUGUGUUGUGUUUGUUUUUAUUCUGAUAUUAAAAUGUUAGUUACUAUUGAAAUUGUGUGAAGAAGUAAAGGUGAUCAUGUUUGAAUAAGAGUUGUUCACAAGUGAUUACUUGCUUUAUUACUGAUGUUAGAAACAGUCAAGUGUAUUGCUGAGAAGAAAGGGAAAGUUAUUGAAUAGAUUAAUGAAGUCUCCUGUUACAUCUUUUACAUUGAAUGGAUUAAUGAAGUCUCCCCUUAUAUCUUUUAUAUUGAAUAAUUACUGAAAGAUUACUAAGAUAUGUCAUGGUUGUACAAGAUUGAUAAUUGUUUAGGAAAUAUUGUUUUGUAUGUAUUAAGCAUUACAAAUCAUGUCACCAAUCACUUGCAAGCAUUAUAGAACUAGUGAUACAUAUAGUAAUAAAUUUGUCUUGUGUCUCAUAUAUCAGAUGUAAAUGGUUUUAUUUAAAACUUCACAAACUCUAAUUAUGAAAGCAUUUGUCAUUUUUAUGUGCCAUGAUGUAUAGUAUGGAGAAUACUAAAAUGUAUUAAACUCCUAAGCUACCAUUCACUGUGUUCAAAUAAUGAGAAUUUGAUAAAAGACCAAUUACUGUGGGUUCAUUAUUAUUCGUUGGAUACACAAUUUUCGUGGAUUUCAAGGGUACAGGGAAACCACGAAUUUAAAUGUUCAAUAACAAAGUAACAUAUUUGUUAUAUGAUUGUAUGCAGAAAACUGCAAAAGCAAACAUCCACGAAAAUGCAAGUUUUCCUCAAUCCAGGUACAGACGAAAAUAAAAAAAACCCACAGUACUGUAAAUUCAGAAAUUAUUGUGAGGGUUUUAUUAAAGGAAUAAGGCAACUGAAUAAGUAUUGCAACAAUAAGAACUCACAUUUAGAAUUUGAUACAUAUAUCUUUAUGUAGAUUUUCCUGAAAUCGCAAUAAUUAAUUUCGCAUUGUUGUCCAUUCUUCAGAAAUGCACGCAAUAAUUUCUGAAUUUACAGUAUUACAUUGGCAUUUUGACAUUUUGGAAACAGUUCCUGUUUAUUUGCCAAGGUUACUAAGUUUAAUACAGUAUUACUAUGGUCACUCUUUACAUGUGAGAUCAGCAAUUCUUUGACCUUUACAAUGUGAGAUCAGUUAUUCUUUGACCUUAACAUGUGAGAUCAGUAAUUCUUUGCCCUUUACAUGUGAGAUCAGUAAUUCUUUGACCUUGACAUUUGAGAUCAGUAUUUCUUUGACCUUUACUUCAUGUACAUUGAGGUGAGGAUUACUUUGAACUGUACAUGUGAGGUCAGGAUUUCUUUGAUCUUUACAAAGAGGUCAGGAUUACUUCAACCUUUACAUGUGAGAGUUUUAGCAAGCUCAUGUUGUUAAUCUUAUUCUCAUUAUUUUAAAAUCCUCUGGACAUUUUAGAUUGAUAGCAUUAGAAAAUUUUGUCCAGUAGCCUAACUUUUUUCCCAUAAUUUCAUUAAAUACAUUGCAGCAAAAUCUAGUUAAUUUCUUGUUAUAUCUGAAAAAAUUUAAAGUGAAAAAAUGUCUUUAAAAAAUAAAUAACAAAUUAGAAAUGUUUCCCACCAAAUUUUUCUCAAAAACAAGUCCAUAGACGUAUUUUUUCCAGUAAACUUAUUUCUUAGGCAAAUAUCUUUCAGUAUGUAACAACAAUUUUGGAACCUUGUUCUUUUAAAAAGUGGUCUGCAAACUUCCUUGAUCAUAGAUUUAGUUAAGGAAGGCAAAUAAUUUCCAAAUGAACCACCAAUAGUAUCGAAUGAUUGACAUCUGUAAUGUUCAUUUAAUGGAAGUAAUGCUCAUGAUGCUUGUAUGGUGUGUUAGCUCAUUUACACUCAUUUUCAGUGAUAUCAGUCAUGUGCCAAGACAUAAAAACCAAAUGUUGUGCAUUUUUUUAUUCCUGCAUGGCUUAGGUGUGCAUUUUGAUUUUUGAAUGUUUUUAAAUUAAGUUUGAUAUGUUUAAAUUUCUUGUUUUUCUCUUAUUUUCAAUUAAAAUCAGGAUUUUUAACAUGGAUUUACUGAUAAUUAGUUUUCUUAAGGGCAUAUUAUUUGACAAUGAAAAUAAUAAUAAAAUUUCCAAUGUAUCAAAAAAUAUAUUUUGUUUAAUAAGAAAUUUGUAUUCCACAAAGUAAAUGAGUAAAUCUUUCAGUACAACUUGUAGUAACAUAUUCUUUUGUUUGUUUUGUAUUGUUUUAUCUUUGAAUGUUAGUGACAGUGAAAGACAGUUAAAACUGAUAUUACUUUCGCUUUUACUUUGUUAUGUGAGUUUUAUAUAUACUAUAAUUUAUUUCUAUCAUUUCUAGAAUGUUUUUGAAAGUCUCCUAAUGUCAAGUUUGCAUAAUAGAUCGAAAGCAUAGCUAACAAACAAUAACUCAUAGAUCAAGUAUUGAUUUCAUUACUAAAACAUUUUUAAUAAUAACAAGGGGUUGGUCUGGCCUGAGGAAAUACUUGGCCAACAAAAUCACCAAUUAUUAAAAAUUUAGAGCCAAAAUCUCCUUUUUUUCGCUGACAGAAUGAUAAAUAUAAAAUUAAAAGACAAUUAUAAUUUCAACACCCAAGGAAAUGAUCAGAUAUAAACCUGCUGUCACUAUGUGCAAUGUUGAGAGCAUUUGAUGUAACUGUGUUUGACUUGUACUUCUAAGAGAAUUAAUUAUGAUGUCAUUAGCAAUGCAGAAUGUGUUUGAUUGAGUUUCUAUAACCUAAAAAAAAAACUUAUAUUGGCAAUGUUUUGUAGUACCUGAGAGACCAUUCUUAAAAUGGAAGAGAGAGAGCACAACAUUUUAUAUUAUUCUGUACUUUUGUAGAUAGCUCAUGUCAUUUUAUUUAUUGAUUUAAAGAGCAUCAAAUUUAUCAUGUCAAACUGCAAAAUAAAUAAUUAUUUAUA
Mytilus californianus (California mussel) is the source of this 4696-nucleotide messenger RNA. RefSeq names its product glycylpeptide N-tetradecanoyltransferase 2-like. Gene Ontology annotation, cellular component: cytoplasm. NCBI's taxonomy places the organism in Eukaryota, Metazoa, Mollusca, Bivalvia, Mytilida, Mytilidae. Bases 13 to 1677 code for a protein of 554 amino acids. The record is from RefSeq and is a predicted model, not a curated record. Gene Ontology annotation, biological process: N-terminal peptidyl-glycine N-myristoylation. Gene Ontology annotation, molecular function: glycylpeptide N-tetradecanoyltransferase activity. The transcript is spliced from 13 exons.